UUCAAGAAAGAAAUAAACAUUAAAAUGAUAGAUCAUAAUUAUUGAAUCAGAUUGUCAUUGGAGAAAAUUCCUUGGUGUUGCAACUCAAAAAACCCUGCCAAAUAGACUUUUACCUCAACAGUUGUCUGUGUGUUUGUGCAUGUUCAAAAUUUUUAUGUGUUUUUAUUCAGCAGGCUGAGAAUAACCAUAGGUGACUCAAAUUUUACAAGCAAGAAAAAAACAAGGGAAUCAUAUUAGAAAAUGUACAUCAGAAAUGUGAAAUUGCUGUUUUUAUUUAAUUCUGCAAAGAACUGUUUAAUCAACAGUGUUUAGAAGUUAGUCAAGUAUGUAAACCCUCAUUGAUUUUUUCUGUUUACCCUUCAAUGUUUAUCAGAACUGAGCAGUUUCUCAACUGUUGCUGGGAAAUCAUGUGUAUGUUGUGUUUACACAUGUGUACAGAAACCUUUGAGAAGGGGACGGAUGAGACGGUAGUGAGGACAGGUAGAGGUGUGAGAGGAUAGAAGGAGAGUGCUGCAGAGCUAGAGUCUUCAUUGACAGCAGAUCAGGAUCGGGUAGGAGGAUGUGUAGAACUGCACUGUGGCUGCUGGCCUCUCUGGCCUUUGCCUCCCUGGCUUCUCUGGCUGAUGGAGCUCCAUUAAAAGUGAUGGCUGCCCCCAACUUGUUGCGGGUAGGAACAGCAGAAAACAUCUUUGUGGAGUGUCAAGAUUGCACCGGAGGUGACAUCAGGGUCGAAAUCAAAGUGUUGAGCCAUCCAACCAAAACCAAAAUGCUGGCAAUCACAUCUGUGACCCUUAAUGGAGCAAACAGCUUCCAGAGCUUCGGACAAAUUACGGUAAAAAUAAAUACUAUCCCUGCUGGGGAAUUCAGUAAGGAUCCUAACAUGAAGCAGUAUGUGUACCUGCAAGCUCAGUUCCCUGACCAUCUGCUGGAGAAAGUCGUCUUAGUCUCCUUCCAGUCUGGCUACAUCUUCAUCCAGACCGACAAGACCCUCUACACCCCCGACAGCGAAGUACAUUACAGGAUGUUUGCAGUGACGCCCAGUAUGAAGCCAGUAGAGAGAGAUACAGCAACCCAAGUUGAUACUUACAUUGUCAUUGAGACUGUGAGCCCUGAAGGCUUCAUUAGAUCAUUUGAUCCAGUUUCUCUGGAAUCAGGCAUCCACUCUGGAAAGUUCAGACUGGGUGAAAUUGUCAGUCCCGGACUGUGGAAGGUGGUUACCAGGUUCCGGAGCAACCCACAGCAGAGCUUCUCUACACAGUUUGAGGUCAAAGAAUACACGCUGCCCAGUUUUGAGGUUAAACUGAUGCCUCUUACGGCUUUCUUCUAUGCGGACAGCAAAGACUUCACCGUCGACAUUAAAGCUACGUAUCUGUUUGGUAUAGAGGUGGACGGGACAGCCUACGUAGUGUUUGGGGUUGUGCAGGAGGGUCAAAAGUACAGCUUUCCCAGCUCUCUUCAGAGAGUGCCGGUCGAGAAUGGUCUUGGACAGGUUAAAUUGAGGAGAGAGCACAUCACACGGACCUUCCCAAACAUCAAUGAGCUGGUGGGGAAGUCCAUAUAUGUAGCUGUCAGCGUGCUGACAGAUAGCGGUAGUGAAAUGGUGGAGGCAGAGUUGAGAGGCAUCCAGAUUGUCACAUCACCUUACACCAUCCACUUCAAGAAAACACCCAAAUAUUUCAAACCAGGAAUGUCCUUUGAAGUGACGAUUGAAGUUCUGAAUCCUGAUGAGACUCCAGCACAACAUGUUGUUGUGGUAGUCGAUCCAGGCCUGUCGCAGGGCAUCAGUGCAUCCAAUGGCAUGGCCAAGCUUGUCGUCAAUACAGAUGUACAGGCCCCAAGACUGACGAUCACUGCAAAGACCAGCGAUCCUCGCAUUUUACCUGAAAGGCAAGCAUCAGCCACCAUGGUAGCUCUCCCAUAUACUACCAAAAACAAUAACUACAUCCACAUAGGGGUGGAUACAGCUGAGAUGGAAUUAGGGGACAACUUGAAAAUCAACCUCAUCCUCAACAGGCAGCAAACUCAAGACAUCACAUACCUGAUCCUAAGCAGAGGUCAGCUGGUGAAACAUGGCCGUCACCAGUUAAAAGGACAAAUACUGAUUUCCUUGUCAUUGCCCAUCACCAAAGAGAUGCUGCCAUCAUUCCGCAUCAUAGCCUACUACCAUACAGUUGACAAUGAAGUGGUAUCAGACUCUGUUUGGGUGGAUGUCAAGGACUCCUGCAUGGGCUCGCUGAAGCUGGAAUCAUCAAGACCUGCUCCAACCUAUGAGCCUCGCAGGAUGUUUGGUCUAAAGGUCACAGGAGACCCAGGAGCCGUAGUGGGACUGGUGGCAGUUGACAAAGGCGUCUAUGCCCUAAACAACAAACACCGCCUCACCCAGAAAAAGGUGUGGGACCAAAUAGAGAAGUACGACACAGGCUGCACACCAGGUGGAGGGAAGGACAGCAUGAGUGUGUUCUACGAUGCUGGGCUGUUAUUCGAGUCCAGCACCGCUUCUGGGACCCCCUAUAGACAAGAAUUGAAAUGUCCGACCCCCAGCAGGAGGAGACGUGCCACUACAGCCGUCGCAUCCAGCUUAAGUGAGGAAGAUGACAACAGUUACAUGGACAGCAAUGAGAUUAUUGCUCGCACCAAAUUCCCUGAAAGUUGGCUGUGGUUAGAUAUCACACUGCCUGCUUGCCCUCCACAAGAACCUAAUUGUAACAAAGUAGUCUAUCAUAGAAAUAUCCAUUCGCAAGACUCAAUCACAACCUGGGAAUUGACUGGCAUUAGUCUGUCAAGAACCAAUGGAAUCUGUGUUGGCGAUCCGUUAGAGGUAAUUGUCCGGAAGGAUUUCUUCAUUGAUCUCAGGCUGCCUUACUCUGCUGUCCGUGGAGAGCAGGUAGAAGUUCAGGCAAUUCUCCACAACUACAGCCCAGACUAUCUCACAGUGCGUGUGGAUCUGAUUGAGGCAGAGCAUGUGUGCAGUUCAGCCUCUAAGCGUGGAAAGUAUCGUCAGGAGGUUAAAGUUGGGCCCGAAACGACACGAUCUGUACCCUUUAUCAUUAUUCCCAUGAAGGAGGGACAAUACCCAAUUGAGGUUAAAGCAGCUGUUAAAGACUCGUAUCUCAGUGAUGGAAUCCGGAAGAUGCUGCGGGUGGUGCCUGAAGGCGUACUGGUUAAAUCUAAAGAAAGCAUAACUCUGGACCCUAAAGAUGGUAAACAAGAAGUAAUUAUCAACAGUAGAAUUCCUAAGAAGGAUUUGGUUCCAGACACACCUACUAGAACACAGAUCUCUGUGACAGGGAGAGAGCAAGUAAGUCAACUGGUGGAGAACGCCAUUAGUGGGACAUCAAUGGGUAGUCUGAUUUUCCAGCCCUCAGGCAAUGGAGAGGCGAACAUGAUCUACAUGACCCUGCCUGUCAUUGCAACCACAUAUUUGGAUAAAACCAACCAGUGGGAGACUGUGGGCUUUCAGAAACGUGGUGAAGCCCUGCAACACAUCAAAGCCGGCUACCAGAACGAGCUUAAUUACCGUAAGUCGGAUGGUUCUUUUGCUGUUUGGACCAAUCACCAAAGUAGCACGUGGCUGACAGCAUAUGUUACCAAGGUUUUUACCAUGGCCAACGGUCUGGUGGCAAUGGAAAAAGAUAAGAUCUGUGAUGCUGUCAAGUUUCUAAUUCUCAACACACAACAACCUGAUGGCCGGUUUAGAGAAGUUGGAAAAGUGUACUAUGGAGAGAUGAUUGGUGAUGUGCGUGGCACAGAUUCAGAUGCCUCCAUGACGGCCUUCUGCCUCGUUGCUAUGCAGGAGUCACGCACACUGUGUGCUGCCACAGUGAAUAGUCUACUAGACAGUAUAGACAAAGCUGUUGCCUACUUGGAAAAGCUUCUGCCUAGCCUCACCAACCCAUAUGCUGUUGCCAUGACAUCAUAUGCCCUGGCCAAUGAAGGCAAACUGAACCGGCAGAUCCUCUACAACUUUGUUUCUCCAGAGUUAUCCCACUGGCCUGUACCUAAGGGACAGGUGUACACCCUUGAAACCACAGCUUAUGCUCUUCUGGCUUUGGUCAAGGUCAAGGCCUUUGAGGAUGCCAGACCUGUUGUGAGAUGGUUCAACAAACAGCAGAAAGUGGGCGGAGGCUAUGGAUCAACUCAGGCUACCAUGAUAGUGUAUCAGGCUGUAGCUGAGUACUGGGCAAAUGCAGAAGAACCAGAGUACGAUCUGAAUGUGGACAUCCUAUUGCCAGGCAUGUCAUUCCCUGACAAGUUCAACUUCAACAAGGACAACUACCAUAUCACCAGAACAUCUACAUUCCAUAAUAUAAACCAGGAUGUGAAAGUGACUGCCGAGGGCACCGGAGAAGCAACGCUGACAAUGGUGUCACUGUAUUACGUUCUACCUAAAGAGAAGGAGAGUGACUGUCAACAGUUUAACCUGUCUGUGCAGCUCCUCCCAGAUAGAAUGGAAGAUGAUGAGAAGAUAUACAAGCUGAAAAUAGAAGUUUUGUUUAAGGACAAGGAGCGCGAUGCAACCAUGUCAAUCUUGGAUAUUGGCUUGCUAACAGGCUUCACCGCUAACACAAAAGACCUUGACUUAUUGUCCAGAGGACAUGCCCGCACCAUUGCAAAAUAUGAGAUGAACAAAGUCCUGUCAGACAGAGGCUCACUCAUCAUCUACCUGGACAAGGUUUCUCACCAACAUCCAGAGGAGAUCACUUUUAGGAUCCAUCAGAAGCUGAAAGUGGGCAUCUUACAACCAGCUGCUGUGUCUGUCUAUGAAUACUAUGAACAGACACAUUGUGUGAAAUUCUACCAUCCGGAGAGAAGAGCUGGACAGCUUUUGAGGCUCUGCACAAAUAAUGUAUGCAUAUGUGCUGAAGAGAACUGCAGUAUGCAGAAGAAGGGUAAAAUCAACAACAAUCAGCGCACAGCUAUGUUAUGUGAGAGGACACCGACCGCAAUUGAUUUUGCUUACAAAGUGAGAGUGGAAAACUUUGAAGACGUUGGGUCCACCGACAUUUAUACAAUGCAGAUACUGCAAGUCAUCAAGGAAGGACAUUAUGAUGUGAAUCCUGAGGGUUCCCAGCGCACAUUCCUCAGUUAUCUACACUGCAGAGAGGCUUUAAAUCUGGGAAUUGGCAAAACCUUCCUUAUCAUGGGCAUAUCCGAAGAUAUUCACAGAGAUGAGGAGAGGCAAUCGUAUCAGUAUGUGCUUAGUGAGAGAACCUGGAUCGAGUACUGGCCUACGGACACAGAGUGUCAGACUGCAGAAUACAGAACAACCUGUAUGGGCAUUGAGGAGUUGGUCGUGACGUACCAAGACUUUGGAUGUCUGUCGUAGUGAAAUUCAAGGAAAUAAAAUGUUUUUUUGAAAUUAGCUGUUUUGUCUAAAACUUAAACUGCUACAAGAUAUAAGUGAUGUAAAAGUUAAAAUGUUACACUGUUGAUUAAAAUGUAAUGGUCUUA
This is a messenger RNA of Thunnus maccoyii (southern bluefin tuna), 5451 nucleotides long. Its product is annotated as complement C3-like. The transcript is spliced from 42 exons. Gene Ontology annotation, molecular function: protein binding; endopeptidase inhibitor activity. The record is from RefSeq and is a predicted model, not a curated record. NCBI's taxonomy places the organism in Eukaryota, Metazoa, Chordata, Actinopteri, Scombriformes, Scombridae. Bases 560 to 5326 code for a protein of 1588 amino acids. Gene Ontology annotation, cellular component: extracellular region.